CAAGAGUUAUCGACAUGUCGAGUAUUUGCUUGUGCAUUUGUCAAAUGUGUCAUUCCUACGCACAUUUGUUUAUCGUGUUAGCUGGCUGUUUUGUGGAUAAUAGAGCUAUUAUAAUCAAUACAAGUACAUAUAUAAGAAGUAAAGAUGGAGGAGAACGUGUACCCAGAUUUGGAGAAAAUGUGCAGACUAUGCCUUUGCAUCAUUGAUAAGGCAAAUCUUGUUGACAUCUUCCCGCCACCGGAAGGCUCGGCUGCCAAUGGGAAUACUUCAGUGCAGUUGUCCAUUCCGAUGCGUAUCAUGGCAUGCGCCGCAUUGGAAGUACAAUCAGGAGAUGGACUCCCAAAGUCAAUAUGCUUCGAGUGUCGUUACCAAUUGGAGAAGUCCUAUUAUUUUCGUAAACGCAAUCAACAGUCGGAUGGUAAAUUACGGAAGCAUAUUCGAAUGCUCAACAUGGGGAAAAAGAGUCGAGUAUUUGCAAAGACCGAGGAUGAUGACUUCGAAGAUGAAGUCGAAUUUGAAGACUCGCUUCAGUUUAUACAGAAAUGGGAAGAAAAAAAGCAAGCGGAAGAAAACGCGCGGUGGGAGCAAAGGCUACAAAAUGAUCUAGAUCAAAAAAUUGAACUUGCAAAAAAUGAAUGGAUUGAGGAAUGUAAAUCUGGUUUAAAGGAGGAAGUUGCAAAAGAACUCCGAAACAAAGUUAUUGAUGAGGUUAAAGUAGAGUUGCGUGCUGAAAUGGAGCAGAGAAUCAGGACUUCUUUACGUGAAGAAUGUAUGGAACAGGCAAAGUUAGAAGUCCGUUCAGAGGUUAUCGAGGAGUGCCGUGAGCGAGAACGCUUCUCAUUGCUCAAUGAAUUACAAGCAUUUUUAAACCAAAAAAGGGAUGAAAAUGCGCCACCAAAGGAAAAUGCUACUACGUCAAUUGUAAAAGAAACGUCAAAUGAAGUCGAAGCAGAUGUACCAACUGAUCCGUUUGAACAAAUCCAAGAGAAAACCAAACAUGUAUUCAAUGACAACGAUGAGGGCUGUGCUGAAGCAGAAGCCGAUGCAGAAGACGGGGCGGAAUUCUACGUUAUAGAAUCUAUUAAUAGUCAUGAAGACGAGGAUCCAAUUGCUUCUUCAAAACCACCGAGUAAGCGUCAAAAAACCGAUAACAGCCAGCGAUUUGAAUACUUUGAAGAUAAAAUGGGAGACGGAAAUUUUCGUUUGACAGCCUCGGAAAGCAGCAGUCAUGAGCCAGAUGCCGAGUCGUAUCACAUUGCAGAUUCUGGGGAGGUUCAGUAUUACAGAAAAACUUCAAGAACUGACAGCGAAGAAGUACAACGAAUCGAAAAUGAUGGUGAACAUGAAGAAGAUGAUGUGAUUGUUUUAAACUUUGGUAUUGACAUGGAAACCGAGCAGGUUGAGCCAGUGGGAUUCGGGGAAUUUAAAAAGCUAUAUGCCGCGAAGCCGGAAAAGGAGCCAUUCACAAAGAAAAUUGUGGCAGAUAGCACAGAUUUCCCAGUGAAUUUGCGCAAGACUGACACACCGAAAACAUUCAAAUGCGACUCCUGCCCGAUGGUUUUUUCCACAAGCAAUGCAAUGAACCGGCAUUUGCGUACACAUGCUAAGGUGGAGCAACGUGGUGUCUCGUUCCAAUGCUCGAUAUGUAUGGUAUAUUUGUCCUGCAAGAGCGCACUCACCCGACACAUGAUAAUACACACGGGCGAAAAACCACAUGUGUGUGAUGAAUGUGGCAAGUCUUUUGUGCAAAAAGAGGUACUCAAGAGACAUAUGUUAACACAUACCGGCGCUAGACCGCACAAGUGUACACAUUGCCGGCGUACUUUUACACAAAAGAACAAUCUGGUAAAUCAUAUCAAUCGAACACACGCAGAAGUACCAGUGGGGCAGCAAUAUUCAUGCCAUCUUUGCCCAAAACGCUUCAGCCAUACAUCGGGGCUUAGUCGUCAUUUGGUUACGCAUACCGGUUUGACUUUCCAAUGCACGGAGUGUAAGCGCAAAUUUGCCGAUAGGUCGUCGGUGAAACGGCAUAUCAUAAAUGUACACGGCGUAGAAAAGGACUUAGCCAUAGUAAAUGUGAAAAAAUCCGAUGCCGAACUUUACACAGACGAAGGCGGGGAUGUUACAGAGGCGAGUGAGGAAAACGAUGCAGAGUUUUUGGUAUGAUGAAAUGAUAGGCAUUCUUAUGUACCUACAUGGGUUAUUAAAAAAAAACUUUGUUGGGUAAAGAAAACUGUUUUUUUUUUUUUAAUUAAUAGUAUUCUGCCUUAAAAUUAUAUUUAAGUGAAAGUCACUGAAAAGAAAUUUGUGGAUUUUUCUUAUAAAAAUUUUACACACUAGCUUGUUGAUCGUUUAUCAACAGCUCUUAUUUUGAUAUUUUAAGAGUUAUAUUUUAAUAAAACAAACCAACUUCAUCGUACAAAAACAGAAAUAUGAAUGCUUGUAUGAGUACAAGCAUAUUAAACUUCAAUAUACAUACCGAAUGUUAAAAAUCGUUUGGUAAAGCAGACCAUUGAUAAUAUUAAAAAAAUAAUAAAGUGACGUAAGAGAUGUACAACAUUA
Rhagoletis zephyria (snowberry fruit fly) is the source of this 2562-nucleotide messenger RNA. RefSeq names its product zinc finger protein 568-like. NCBI's taxonomy places the organism in Eukaryota, Metazoa, Arthropoda, Insecta, Diptera, Tephritidae. Gene Ontology annotation, molecular function: zinc ion binding. Gene Ontology annotation, cellular component: nucleus. The record is from RefSeq and is a predicted model, not a curated record.